UUGAACUGUGGAAAAAGCAAGCAGCUUUGUAAUCAUCCCACUACUAUCUAUCCUAAAGGAUGAGUUCUCCCUCUGGUCUUCUCCGACUUCGAAUUAAACGCGGUGUUAAUCUCGCCGUCCGAGACAUAAACAGCAGCGAUCCUUAUCUUGUCAUCGAAAUGGGUAGAACGAAACUGAAAACUAGCGUUAUAAAGAGGAAUGUCAAUCCUCUGUGGAACGAAGAUUUUACUCUUUCUGUUUCGGAUCCUAGUGUUCAUAUACACUUGACUGUAUAUGACCAUGAUCGUUUCAGCAAAGAUGACAAAAUGGGGGAUGCAGAGUUUGACAUAAAAGCGCUCUUAGAUGCCACGAGGAUGGACUUGAAAGGCCUUCCAUCAGGGACAGUACUUGCUCGGGUCCAGCCUUCAGAGCAUAACUGCUUGGGUGAUGAAAGCUGCAUUUCAUACAUAGACGGAAAUGUUAGUCAAGAUUUGGUACUCAGAUUGAGAAAUGUUGAAUGUGGGGAAAUCGAACUUUCAAUGCAAUGGAAAGAUGCUGCCCGGGGAAGAUAGGUACGCAAUUAUUUUAUAUUUUACCAUGUUUUAUUACCCAUAUUGUGAAGUCUUGUAAUGUGUCAGUUUAACUAGAAAUUAAUAUUGUUUUACUAUGUCAGAUAUUGUGUAGUAGGGAUGUGUGAAAUGUUAUUUGUUUGUUAACUUAUCCUUUCAAUUUGGGUAUUGUAUCUUUGCAAAUAUGUAAAGGAAAUAACUUGUUCAUUGUUACUGUUGUAAGUCCAUAUAAACCAAAUUGGCCUUCAUGAAUCAUACUUUUCAUUUUAUUAUUAUU
Impatiens glandulifera is the source of this 825-nucleotide messenger RNA. Its product is annotated as protein C2-DOMAIN ABA-RELATED 4-like. The record is from RefSeq and is a predicted model, not a curated record. Lineage: Eukaryota; Viridiplantae; Streptophyta; Magnoliopsida; Ericales; Balsaminaceae. The coding region runs from base 60 to 551 and encodes 163 amino acids. The transcript has 3 exons.